Messenger RNA from Ilex paraguariensis (yerba mate), 219 nucleotides. The record is from the annotation of a GenBank genome assembly. NCBI's taxonomy places the organism in Eukaryota, Viridiplantae, Streptophyta, Magnoliopsida, Aquifoliales, Aquifoliaceae.
ACUCCAUCUGAACAGUCAAGACUGUUGCUGGAGAUUCCAAAGGUAAUCGCGGAGGAAUUGGAGCCAAAAGCUACACCACAAGAUCCUUUGGGAGAUGAAAAACAUGGAAAUAGUUGUUUCCCAAAACCAAUUAUUAAGGGGGCUUCAGAGAUCCCUGCUUAUGAUUCAGAAGUAAACCUGACUUUGUCAACCAGAACUCUGGUAGUACAGAUGCUGCAG